AACUAAAAAAUCAGACGAGCACCCGAUAUAGCCAACCACGUAGUACCCCUCCAAAAGCUAGUCAAAUGUGAGCCAGUUCAUCAUCAUCAUCUCAUCAUUCCACACCACACGUGAUAGUGAAGAGACCGAGUGACCAUAAAAAUGUUUCUCAACCAUAUACAAGGGUCUCAACCAGUUUUACCGUUUCGGGGGCACAUUUGACGCGAAAUACCCAUCGUGAUACAAUUCCAUAUACAAACCAAACCAUACAAACUAAUACCAUGUGCCUGACAAAUCACAAAACAACAAUUAGGUGAAUAUACUUUUUUGGCGCAUUAUAUCUCGAUAUAAAAAGCAAUCGGUUCUAAGGGCGGUCAAAUACUAUACUGCCCUCCUAAAGAGUCAAAUAUAUCUCUAAUAGUAUCCACAAAUAAAACCAAUCUAUUUGAUUUAACAUCAUUGGCAAUGUAAAAAAAUAUGUUUUGCUCUUUGUCACACAUUGUUAGCAUAUGCAACAAACAGAAUAACAAGGUUGAUAAGAUUAUUUGUGCCAUAAAAUCAUUUUAUUUAUUAGUAAUAAAAUCUAACGUAUAAUUUGAAUCAAAAGAUUCAUUUGCUUGACAGUAACCACAUCAAAAUAUGGUUAUUAGAAAAAUUGUUAAGUGAAACUGUGUGGGUCAAACAUGGAACAUCAAAACAAGGAAUACAAAAGCUUUCUUGGUAAUGGAAGCUUGAAAAAUGGUAGCAGUGCACCAACAAGAGAACGGCAGAAAUCAGGAGAUAUUGGUCCAUCAUCUCCUGUUAAGGAAGGACAAGCAUUCACUUUUGAUAGGGUUCCUGAGAAAUUGUCUUAUCAGGUGUCUCAAGAGGAUGAGGAGCCCUAUUUUACCAAACCGGCAGAAAAUUAUAACAGACCAAGAGCCAAUACAGUAUCAGAAGGAACAACUCCAACUAGUACAACUACGACGUCCAGUAAAACACCAACUGUUUUUCGAUGGGAAGGAGGUGGAAGAGAUGUAAUGAUUAGCGGGACAUUUAGUAACUGGGAAACUAUACCGAUGGUAAAAAGUCAUGGUGAUUUUGUUACUAUAAUUGACUUACCAGAAGGGGAGCAUCAAUACCGUUAUUAUGUUGAUGGAGAGUGGAAGAAUGACCCUCACAGUAAAGUUGUGGAAAAUGAAUCCGGAGAAAAAAAAAAUUUGAUCACAGUAAAGCAGUCUGAUUUUGAGGUAUUUCAGGCAUUGGCCAAAGAUAGUGAAAAUGCAAAAGAUGACGCACAAAAGGAAUUUUCACAAGAUAUACCUGUCUAUAAACCUUGGGAAAAAAAUAGUGGCCCGCCAAUAUUGCCACCACAUCUCUUGCAAGUAAUUUUGAAUAAGGACACACCAUUGUCUUGCGAACCCACACUGCUUCCUGAACCAAAUCAUGUUAUGUUAAAUCAUCUGUAUGCUUUGUCAAUAAAAGAUGGUGUGAUGGUUCUAAGUGCAACACACAGGUACAGAAAAAAAUAUGUGACUACUUUGCUUUACAAACCAAUUUAAGUAUUGAAUGUAAGAAGUAUUAUUUGCUUAAUUAUAUGCUACAACUGUAUUGUGCAGUUUUAUGUUCUGAUUAAUAAAUUAAAAAUUUAUUAUGUUAAUCCUAAAAUGUACAGUAAAUUUUUAAGUAGAAAUUUCAAUAUUGUAGUGCUAU
This is a messenger RNA of Cylas formicarius (sweet potato weevil), 1671 nucleotides long. RefSeq names its product 5'-AMP-activated protein kinase subunit beta-1 (gene alc). Gene Ontology annotation, molecular function: protein kinase binding. Lineage: Eukaryota; Metazoa; Arthropoda; Insecta; Coleoptera; Brentidae. Bases 663 to 1520 code for a protein of 285 amino acids. Gene Ontology annotation, biological process: signal transduction. Gene Ontology annotation, cellular component: cytoplasm; nucleus; nucleotide-activated protein kinase complex. The transcript is spliced from 5 exons. The record is from RefSeq and is a predicted model, not a curated record.